UCUGCGUCGGGGUCGGGUUGGCAGCCAGCUAAAGCCGUACACAAGUACGUAUAGCCGUCGUUACAAGUAUACGUAUAGAGCCCACAGGGCGCAGGAUUUUGUCGUGUUGUCGCCCCCGCACGGGCAUAAAAUAUCUCCUCUCCGUACGAGUGGCAUACAGUUAUAAUACUUCAUUGCCUACUAUAUAAAUAUACGUUUCUCGGUUCCAUUGUUUAGUGGGUAGUGCGGGUACACUAGAGUGGCGGUGUUACAAUACGCGCGCGUAGUACUACGUCCGCUGCGUGCGUGGGCGUUUGUUUUUGUUAGCCAGUGCAGUGCAGUGACUGUUGUUACAUAGGGUUCGCGAUACUUAACAAGUGAGCCGUUUUCAACUUUAACACAACUAUACGUCAAUAGUAAGUACUUACCUGUACAGGUAUACAGGAAAGAUUCUCACUGCCGCUUGGCUGGCACGAGAUGCUGCGGGAUAAGGAUCUGCUGUGCCACAAGUUCUCGGCACCGUUGCCGCUGCAUCGUCGACUGAUACUCGGGGCAGCAACGCCGUGCAUUGCCUUGUUAUAAUACAAAGCGAUCAGGGUUUCUGGACGAAAAACAGGGCUACGUUUUACGAAUCACCGCGAGCGCCUUCAUUGGUCAGUGUCGUCGUGGGCUCUAAUGUGGUCCGCUGUUGGAGUGUACCGAUUGUUUUUUGUACGCCCCCAUCAAGAGCAAAGGUCACGAAGGCCGUACCAGUAACUAUUAAAAAAAGGCCAUCGUGACAACAAUAACAACAAUAGUAGCAGAAGGUUGAAUGUAUACCCACACGAGCUCGAGUUUUAUCGAGGCCUUAUUGAGCAACAAGAGCCAUGGCUGCUAUCGUCCGCACCGUUUGCGGGGCCAGUGCCACUAUCUUCUCCGGUUGUGCUUCUGCAGCUGCCGUCUGAGCUCUCGGAUGCGUGGAGGAGGAUGUAUCUGAGCAGUAGUACGUCGUGGGCUUGUCUCCGGCUGAACUCCACGACAAUUCCACCUUCGAUGAUACGCCUGCAGUGAUAGUGGCCAGCAGCGGCAGGUAGUAAAAGGACGUGCAAGGAGGAAAAACGAAUAAAAUAUUUUUUGAAUACAGUGCUUAUAGGAAUAUAAUGGUGUUUGGUGUUUUAUUUUCUUUCUGACGGUGUGUUGUUGCGUGGCCGUAUACAAAAAAAAAAGUGGUUUUUUUUUUUUUUUUUUUUUUUUGCUCUGUUCAAAUAUACAUAUAGUUACCGUACUUAAUUGCAGAUGAUCGAAUGUUGUUGUUCAGUGCAGCGCUGAGUGUGCGUUUCAUUUUGUUUGUGUUUAAUACGCCAAGUAUCAUACUGCGGGCAGUCUAAAAGUGUUUGUAGUAAUACCAAGAGGCUUCUCAGCUUUUCUCAAUCAUCUUCUUCUUGGCCGAUUGUCCGCGACGACGGAGAGGAAUCGAAGACAUGAGACGGAUAAGUGUGGGCGGCAUGAGUCGGCCGUCGAAAGCAGUGACGCAGGUUAAGAAGGUGGCGCCACCGGCGGUGCCGAACGAUUUCCGGCACUCGGGCUCGUCCUUCGGCUCGGCGGGUUACGCCAGCAGCGAGGACGGGUUCCUGCCCCCGGGGAGCAACCCCAACGGUGCUCCGAAUCCAGGUAUGGCCAAUCAGCCGGUGGGCGGUAUGCCGGGUCACGCCGGUGGUACCGGGCCGAACCAAGUCGACGACGCAAACUACGGGAUGCCCGCGGGCAAGAGUCCGGGGCCCAUGUUCACCCAUCCUGGGUUUACAUUCCCCUCGAUGGUCAACAAGUACGCCCACGCUGAGGAUCAAGGAAUCGACAUGACCCAGAGCCCAGGUCGCGACAGCCCAGGUAGCUCGGGUUCGGGCUCGGGGUCGCGGCACUCGACGGCCUCCCUCGACUCGGGCCGAGCCUCGGGCUACCACCUGGGUGGUCCUCGGAGCGCCGGGGCACUGACCUCGUCGCCCCGUUGCUCGAUCAGCUCGCUGGGCAGCCACCCGGACCGGCCGACCGACCUCGACCUCGUCCACGCUUGGCUCACCGAGCUCCAGUUCGAGGAGUACUUUACGCUCUUCGCCUCGGCCGGCUACGAUCUCGCCACCAUCACCCGCAUGACUCCCGAGGACCUCACAGCCAUUGGCAUAAAAAAGCCAAACCACAGGAAACAGCUGAAGGCCGAGAUCGACAACCUGAACGUGGGCGACGGCCUGCCCGAGCACAUACCCGGCUCCCUCGAGGAGUGGCUCAGGCUGCUCAGGCUCGAGGAGUACCUCGGCCCACUGCACCAGCAGGGCAUGCGCUCGGUCGACGACGUCACGACCCUCACCUGGGAGGACCUCGAGGACAUCGGCAUCGUGCGGCUGGGCCACCAGAAGAAGCUCCUCCUCGCCAUCAAGAGGAUCAAGGACAUCAAAGCGGGCAAACGCAUCCAGCCGCUCGACCUGACCAAACUGCCCCCCCACCCUGGACACACGCAGGAGGUGGUGAUUCAGCGCGGAGUGCCGGAUCUCCCGUCACCCGACGAGGACUGCUCGUCGCCGAUUCUGCGAUCGUUCCAGCGUCCCGCGGACUGCGCGGCCCAGCACACGGGCGGCGUCGCGAGCACGGGGUGCGUCAGCAGCAGCAGCGCGAGCAACAGCAGCGCGUGCAACAGCAGCGGCGGCAGCAGCAACACGAGCGUCAACAGCGCGGUCCAGCAGUUCGGGGGGGCAAGCUGGCGCAGCAUGUACGCCGCGUUGCCGGGGGGCCUCGACUACGGCACCGUCGUCGCGCGCUCCGGCUCCUCGGUGGCCGGGCACUCGCGGGGCAAGUCCCUCGAGAGCCUGGAGGACGUGCCCAUGGGUUAUCCGCCCUCGCCGGCGCCCCAGUCCCAGUAUCCCUCGAUCCUCGACUGGAGGCCGCGCAGCUACGACGAUGGCGACCUCACGCCCACGAACGACCACGCCAUCAUCAUCGAGAACAUUGGCGGUGGCACCUUGCCGAGGCCCCGGCACUGCCUCGUCAGACCCAGGCCCGUCACUAAGACCUUCUUCCCGCAGAUUCAGACGGCACCGCAGCCCACCAGCCAGUACAAGUCCCUGCCGCGAGACUUCGACAACAAGUACCAGCUGACGUACGGCCACGACAGCAGCCCCAACCUGAAGCGUCGGCCACCCUCGCCACCGCGACGGCAAAGCUCCCGCGAGCUCGGCUCCGCCUCAUCGGUGAACAGCAUCAACAGCAGCACCGGUGACAUCGUCAUCGACUGCAGCGGGCCCAUGCCCACCGCGAGCUGCGACGACCACCACCUGCACAGUUCGAGGCUCGUGCAGCCGCCCCCACCGCCCCAGCCGUUGCACCACCAGUACCAGCACCACCACCACUUGCAGCAGCAUCACAUGCUCGCCGCGACGCAACAACAGGGCCAAAUGAUCUCCCAAACGCCGCCACCUCCGGCUCAGGUUGGCUGCUCGGCGACUGGCCAGCUGACCCGGCCACCCUCGUCCAUGUCACGCAGCUGGGGCAGCGUCAGCGCCAAUGUGCCGGAUGACCACGAACUCAUUGCCUCCCUCGCUAUGCAGCACCGCAACGGUUCGGACGCCAGCUUCAAGUCGAACUCGAGCACAGAGUCGGACUCACUGCCGUUCGCCAACGAGAACGCGGGUACGAUAAAACAGCGAGCCGCUCGCGCUGUCCAAGAGUACGCCAACAGCCCGAGCCACAUGGCGGCCGCCCAACAACAGCAUCACAAUCACCACAACACGUCCUCGUCUUCGGCGAGCGUAGCCAACAUUUCGUCCAGCGGCGAGCCAACAGACGUGCUGAGCGACAUCGGCAACAUGCUGACGAACCUCACGAAUGAGCUCGACGCCAUGCUCGAGGAGGAAAAGCGCCAAGGUCUCAACACAUAAUAACCCCCGUGGUUAACGAAAAAGACGACCACGUCUAUCGUGGAGACGAUAUACUGUUGCCAUUUGUUGCCGUUGUUGCCAUAUGAAGAAGGGACACAGGACCGAGAUGCCGCCUCAAAUAUCUCCCGUAACUGCUGCGGUGAUGCUGCUGAGAUGCAAGGGUGACCCGGAACACAUUGUCUACGAUGCGUUUUUUUUUUUUUUUUUUUUACCCCAAGUAUAACAAUACGACAGACUGACUGAUUUUAGUGGACCACGGCUUGGAUGUAAAUGA
Molecule: messenger RNA, 4158 nt
Organism: Copidosoma floridanum
Lineage: Eukaryota; Metazoa; Arthropoda; Insecta; Hymenoptera; Encyrtidae
Gene: ckn
Product: CRK like proto-oncogene, adaptor protein
Biological process (GO): axonogenesis; cell surface receptor protein tyrosine phosphatase signaling pathway
Cellular component (GO): focal adhesion; axon
Molecular function (GO): signaling adaptor activity; protein phosphatase binding
Source: RefSeq, a predicted model, not a curated record